Molecule: messenger RNA, 4601 nt
Organism: Eriocheir sinensis (Chinese mitten crab)
Lineage: Eukaryota; Metazoa; Arthropoda; Malacostraca; Decapoda; Varunidae
Exons: 4
Coding region: 645-3008 (787 amino acids)
Biological process (GO): phosphatidylserine exposure on apoptotic cell surface; apoptotic process involved in development; engulfment of apoptotic cell
Cellular component (GO): plasma membrane
Source: RefSeq, a predicted model, not a curated record
UCUGCCCUUCCUACGGUAUCUCCCCCUCCUCUCUCUCUCUCUCCCUCCCUACCUACCCUUCCCUGUCCCACCCCCAAGCCUUCUCCAUCCACCCAUACGCACUUUAAAGGAGAGAUAGUGCAAUGCUUGUGUUCUGGGAGGGCGUGAUUUGUAUUUUAGCGUCUCUCUCUUCGCUGCCGAGUACGGACGAGGGUAGUUUUGGCCAUAUGUCAGAAAGUAGCGUUCGGUGGAUUUACGUGGAGGUGCCCAGGUGUGUGUUGCCCGCUGACCCUUUUUGGCACGUCUAAAUCGCUAAAUUCCUCGCAUACCAUCGCCUUUCUCGCCUUAUACCGCGUUCGAAUAGCCAUCUCUUCAUGCCGAGGUGGAAAAUACAUCCCCGCUUUGCUGUUCCCGGGUAUAGCUUCCUUCUGACGCCGGCAUGGGACGCAGCGCUAAAUUACAGUCCGCUAAAGUCUCCUGCCACAGUCUUGCGUUUUCCAACAUGGCGUGGUUUGUAUACUGUUGACAUCCAGUGACAGAGGAUGAGGAAACGCCUGGCAGCACUCCAGCCCAUGUAGCCCAGCCUCUUGCAGCCCCAACAUAGAUUUGCAGGAGCAGUGUGAGGGCGGCGGUGGCAGGAUGUGAGGAAAACCAGCAGCUGUACCAUGGCCCAGGAGUUCCUUCCGCUGUGCGAUGUGCUCUUCAACAUCAUCUCGUUGGCUUCCUACUUCUGUGAUGUGGUGUUCGAUGUGGUCACCAUCUACACGCUGUACGAGCAGCAGGAGGUGGUGUGGUUCACGCUGUCCCUCUCGUGCGUGCUGCUGUCCCUGGUCGUGUGUCAGCUGUGCUCCCUCAAGUGGUAUCUGUCCAGCCUUCGGAAAGACUUGGCCAAAAAGGACUGCGACCUUAGCCUCAUGAUCCUGCUGCACUUCUUCCAAGGCGGUGUUCUGUGGCGGUACUUCAAACUGUUCAUCCCCGUGGACCUGCGCUACGUGAAGCAUGAGGUGCGUGACCUGUGCAUGCUGCGCCUGGUACACGCCUUCUGCGAAGCGGCACCAAUGUUGCUCAUCCAGCUGUACCUGAUAUGGCGCAAACCCUCGCUCUCCCACCUCACCGACCUAAACAUCGUGUCCACGGCGCUGUCGCUCUUCAGUGUGUGUUGGGCGCUCGCCUCCUUCAACAAAAACGUUCGCCGCCACAACGUCCACCGCCUCAUCUUGACGUGGCUGGGCGUGAUCUUCCAGUUCAUAUGGAGGCUGGGGACCAUCACCUCCCGCUCCCUGGCCCUCACGGUGUACGCCACGCUGUACGGCUACUGGGUGUUCCUGGUCAUCGCCCUGCACUGGGUCUCCAUGUUCCUGUGGCUCAUCUCCCCCAAGAACGUGUUCCACGGAGAGAAAAUGCCAAUGUUCAAGAAGGUGAUCUUUUCCAUGCUGAUUGCCUUCUGCUACAUCUUCUGCUACAUCAAUCUACAGGAGAUCAAUGCGCGACAGAAGAUGGUUGCCUUCUACAUCACCAUGCUUCUGGAGAACGCCCUACUGGUGGCUGUGUGGCUGGGCGGGCUCAGGUCCUCCCCUUGGUAUCAGUACCCGGUCACCGCCCUCGUCUUCGUGUCGUUUGGGUUUGGCGUCGUAUUCAUGAUCUUCUACUACCAACACUUCCACGUCAAGAGACUCAAGCAUAACUACACUGUGUCUUCGUCUAUCAACACUUACUCGUCAUGCACAGGCUGCCAACUCGGCCAGUGUACGGACAAAUCUCACCGCAUGCCCUUCCCUUACUACCUGAACGAGCUCUCCGCCAGCGACAACAGCACCAUCGCGUCGAACCACCACCAGAACGGAACAACGAAGCCCAACAACCUCGAAACAAGUGAAGCGCGGAGCAACCACAACGAUCAUCACCACCACCAUCACCACCCGUCCCAACACCACCACAAUCCAACCGAUGGUCUUCACGUGCCUGGGGUUUUCACGUGUCGCUUCAACCCAGGGAUCAAAAGGAAGAAAAAGAAGCCUACUAGUUUCGUGCCCCCGCCGGUGCCUGUCCUGCCUUCUCUGGGGGUACCGAACAACAAUGGCCGAGUGGUUCCUUUCUGGAAACGACCAUUGCCACAGUCGAUAUCCAGUGACCACGAGGGCAGUGUGGGCUCCAGGGUCAACAUCCAACAGAAGCUCCAGGAAAAGAAACAACAGCAGAUUGCGGAACUGCGCCAGAUCGAGGAAGAGAUCAAGGCUGGGAAAUUGAAGCGACCACACCCCAGUGACAUCUCGGAGUCUGGCACGCUGCGUCAGCCCAUCCCUCGCGCCAAGAAGCAACCAUGGCUGAGACCAGAACCUCUAGAGUACACAUACCUGGUGGUGGAACCUUCUGCGGCGCCCGUUCCCGCCCCUGCCCACCGGAAGCACCGAUCCCAGACCCCGGAGAUCCUGCUUGCGCCGCACUACUUAGAGAACACCAGGAUCUAUUACGACUAUCAAGAUCCUCGGUGGAAGUACGGGAACAACUACCACCUUCCCUCUGAUGAGAUGAGCGGCUCGAGCUACUCCAAACACUCCAUCAAGCGGCGGAACAGGAAAGGGGACAAAAACGCCGACAACAGGGACAAGGUGAUCUACAAGUCGUACAGGAUCCCUUCCGACCUCGACAGUCAGAUCUCCUUGCCCAGGUCGUACACGCUGCCUCGCGAGUUCAAGUACUACCGAAGACCCAAGUCGAGAAAAGCUGUGAGGACGGAUCACUUCAUGGCCUCAACCAACUCCAGUGACGGAGACGUCGACUCGUGUGACGAAGGAGACUUGGAGGAGUCCCUAAGCCGUCUCAACAAUGCCGUUCACUUUCACCUCAACCACAACCACAACCAUCACCACUACCACCAUCACAGCUUCCUUCACACGCAUCAUAACAAUGCCAAUAACAACAACCACGUGGCCCCUGAGUCGCCGCCCCACCCCCAGCACCCUCUUCGGGCUCGUAUCCACGCAGCCUUCCACCGCAAUCUGGCCAACACGCACGAGACCAAGUUGUGAAGGGCAGUCUUUAGUCCCAGAGGCGCGACAUGAGACUCGGGGACAUGUAGCAAGUGUGAAAAAGGAAUGUGAAGGCAGACCAUACAUAAUAACCAACCAGGAAGUGAAAUAAAGGAAAGACCGUCAUUUUCCAGGUGCCAAUUCAGAUAAAAAGUGCUCAUUGGUUGUGUGGGUGUGAACAUGUGAGGUAAACCGAAGUCUUCCUGCCCCAGAUGCACGAGUGAAAAUUAACCUCGAUGCAGGGCAGCCUACAUUGUCCUUGAGGCUGCCAUGGAAUAUAUCCCUAACUGCUACUAAGCUUAAACGGUCGAAAAUGUCACAUGGAAGAACUCUGUGCAAUCUGUGUUUAUUCUUGUGCCAAAAUCGCGUGCUGCCAUAGUGUGAACGCGUGGCUGUGCGUGUUGGCUCUGAUUUGCGAGUCCUGCAGAUCCGUCAGGAGGCUUACGAACGGUGUGUAUGGAGGUGAAGCAGCCGUUUGAAGUGGGAUGGUAUGCCAUGCAGCCUGGGUAUAUUUAUGGUUCCAAGAGACAACGGCUCUUGAGUAAACCACCGUGUGUGUGCUCACCUGCCUGACGCGGACUCGGGAUCUUUCGGAUACUGACUGAGCACUAUAGAGAUAGCCACCCGAACCCAAACCCGAACCCGAACCCGAAUCUCAGAUGACAUAAGGAAUGCUCUUGAAGGAAUACUCUUGUUAGUCUAUGUGCCACGAAGACAUGUUCCCUAUACUUACACAAGUCCUCUGGUGCCACGAGACUCUAUAGGUCUUGUGACUCUUCAUGCUGUGACCAAAAUAACUCAUUGUAUCACUCACCUUUUUCAAGACACCAACACUCAGUACGUAACGAGUUUGUGCAUUGUUGUUUCGAAAGACUCUACAGGUAAAUGAUUUAUUAACAUGUAAUUUUAAUUCUAUCAAAGUUAUAAUAACACAAUCGGAGAUGAGAAUGUCACUCUUAAAUAUUAAUGUUCGAGUACCUUAGACCAUCCAUGGUUUAAUUACGCAUUAAUCUAUAAUCGAUGUUGGAAAUGAUAACUUGUUAAGACUUAGGAUUUAAUACCGUAUUCCUAAACGUAUCGGCACCUUGGUACGCCUGUUUGAAAAGCCUCUCGUGGAGAAAGUUCCUGGUAUUUUCAUGGACUGUUUUGUGAUGCUAGUGGUAGUUUUACCCGACUUCUGCGCCAUUAACGGGAAAAAUCAUCCAUCAAAACCCAGCUGAUCUUCUCUGUGGGCUUGGCAAAUAGUCGUGAUGGAGCCCGGUACGUUCACGAAUGUGGACCUUAGUGUUUGGCGCGUGUGUGCACGGCCGUACCUGUCUCCCACCUCUGUUCUCCCCAAGUGGCCCCGAGUGGCGGCCACGCUAGUCCCCGGCGGCGGUGCGUUGCGGCCCCGAGUCGUGAGUGGCGAUAACUGCUCAUCCUUAGGUUCACACUGGGUGACUUACCGACGCGCGGAACGGUAGGUUGGCAGUGCUGCUAGAUGUGAGAGUUUAUUCUUGGUAGGAUAAAAGGAAAACCUUGCUCAGGUUCAGAUAUCAGAGGCGGGCAUAUCCUGAUAUAUUGUUAUUCCCCUAUACGUGUAAUACACACACA